Molecule: messenger RNA, 978 nt
Organism: Caenorhabditis bovis
Lineage: Eukaryota; Metazoa; Nematoda; Chromadorea; Rhabditida; Rhabditidae
Source: the annotation of a GenBank genome assembly
AUGCUGCCGAGAAUAUCGAGAAGGUUUGCAUCGCAAUUCGCCGGCGUUCGUGAUGUUGUCAAAUACACGCCGAGAAGAGCGCUUCUUUAUGUGCCGGCAAGCAAUCAAAGAAUGCUUGGAAAAAUUCCAAAUAUUAGCGCCGACUGUGUUGUUGUCGAAUUAGAAGACGGUGUGUCAUUAACGUCGAAAGAAGUCGCAAGAAAGCAAGCCGUUGAAUUUUUGAACAAAGUUGAUUAUUCUUCGCUGGCAUGCCAAGAGCUUGGGCUUCGUGUGAACUCAGUAAGCAGUGGAUUAAUUGAGGAUGACAUCAAAGUAAUCUCGAAAGCGGAAAAACUUCCACAAGCGUUCAUGAUUCCGAAAGUUGAUUGUCCUGAAGACAUUGCCACAUUUUACAGCAUCUUCCGCGAAUAUUAUGGAGAUGAGAAAAUCUCGAAUACCAACACACGUCUCAUUAUUUGGAUCGAAUCGGCAAAAGCUCUUCUCGAUAUGCCUCGAAUUCUUGCCAACACGCUGAAUUUGUUCAAGCAGUCGGGAUUUUUCAAAUUGGAUGGCGUCGUUUUUGGAUCCGACGACUUUUGUGCCGACAUUGGAGCCACACGAACGUCGCAUGGCACUGAAAAUUUGUUCGCUCGUCAGAAAUUCGUCACUUGCUGUAAGGCUUUUUUUCUGCAAGCCAUUGAUAGCGUUUACAUUGACAUCAAAGACCUCGAUGGACUUCGGAGGCAAUGUGUUGAAGGAAGAAGCUGGGGAUUCACUGGAAAGCAAGUGAUCCAUCCGAGCCAGGUUCCAGUUGUUCAGGAGCAAUUUUUACCUCCGAAAGAAAAAAUUGAGUGGGCUCAAGAGCUUAUUCACGCUUUCAGUGAACACGAGGCACUGGGUAAAGGCGCGUUUCAGUUUCGCGGUCAAAUGAUUGACAGACCCCUUCUCCUUCAAGCAUUGAACAUUAUUCAAUUAAUCGAAAGAAUAGGAAAACAGUAA